Solanum stenotomum is the source of this 399-nucleotide messenger RNA. RefSeq lists its product as uncharacterized. The record is from RefSeq and is a predicted model, not a curated record. The transcript is spliced from 3 exons. The coding region runs from base 1 to 399 and encodes 132 amino acids. NCBI's taxonomy places the organism in Eukaryota, Viridiplantae, Streptophyta, Magnoliopsida, Solanales, Solanaceae.
AUGAAUGAUGAGGCGGAGAAGAAUAGAGCUUCGGUGGACACGUCCCUUGUAGUUGAUGUAGAGUCCAUGGAGGCUGGCCAUACUCAGUCCGCUUCAGCAGCCAUGAUUUACAAAAUGGGCAACCUUUCCCAUUCAGUUGAUGUGAGGGCUUCUCGGGUUGAGUUUUUAUGGGGUGGUGUAGAUAUCGCUGAGAACCCCAGUUCUAAGAUGCCUACUAUUCCAGCUACUACUGGAGUUGCUACGGUUGAUGAGGAUGGGGAGUCCGACAUACCUGAGACGAAUGAGGAGGAGUUAGAGGCUUGUGAGGAUGUUGUGUACAAAGACCUGGAGGAUUUGGAGAGUGAAUUUCUAUGGGUGGCCACGAAGGCGUCAAUACACGACACGUUGAUAUUUAGGUAA